GCGGGAGGCUGCUGCAGGCCCUGGCCCGCCCUGGUCCCUGUCCGUCCCUUCCUCCUAGACGCCCAUUACUCGGGGAGCGGGCCGGGCUGAGGGGGAGCAGCCCGGCCGCCCCGGGGCUCAGGGCAAGGGGGCGGACAUGGGCUUCUUCCCACAUUGCGCGCUGCGGAGCCUCUUGGGCCCCGGGCGCGUGCAGGGCACUCGCCGCAUCCCGGGUACGAAGCAGCUGCUCCUAUCCCUGCCCCACGGAGGAGUGCCUAGCUCUAUUAUGCUCCGCUACAGCUCGGGGGGACUUAUUAGAACCCAGGAGCGGACACUAAUCGCAGUAAAGCCAGAUGGUGUUCAGCGGAGGCUCGUUGGCGAUGUCAUUAGGCGCUUUGAGAGACGAGGGUUCAAGCUGGUGGGCAUGAAGCUACUACAGGCCCCAGAAAAAGUCCUUGCUGAGCAUUACCAUGACCUGAAGAAGAAGCCCUUCUAUCCAAACUUGAUCAAGUAUAUGAGCUCUGGUCCUGUGGUUGCUAUGGUCUGGGAAGGGUACAACGUGGUCCGCACCUCUAGGGCCAUGGUAGGGAACACGGACUCGGCAGACGCUGCCCCUGGCACCAUCCGAGGAGAUUUCAGCGUCCACAUCAGCAGGAACGUCGUCCAUGCCAGCGACUCGGUGGAAGUGGCCCAGAGAGAGAUCAGCCUGUGGUUUCAUAGCAGUGAGCUGGUGGAUUGGAACUGCUGCAGUCACAGCAACCUGUACCAUGUGUGAGGGAGGGUCUCCGCCCACCCCCACCCACCCUGACCCCAGACCCAGGAGCAACUACCUCUGCCAAUGAGAAUGCUACGCUCUUCCCUUCCUCCUGCCUCCCUCCAAGCUCCUGCCAUCUCGCUGGCUUGUGUCCCUUUCCCCCACUGCAGGCCAGAGACCUCUCUGGUGCCAAAUAUGUGCCUUUCCUCUCCAUGGCCCAGCCUUUGAAGGACUGAGGCUGAUCCUCCCCCAUCACAGUGCCAGCCAGUCAACCUUGAGGGCAAUUGCCUGUAAGCAGAGAUGAUGAUGACUAUUAAAGAAGACACAUUAAAAUUCA
Molecule: messenger RNA, 1070 nt
Organism: Monodelphis domestica (gray short-tailed opossum)
Lineage: Eukaryota; Metazoa; Chordata; Mammalia; Didelphimorphia; Didelphidae
Gene: NME4
Product: NME/NM23 nucleoside diphosphate kinase 4
Biological process (GO): GTP biosynthetic process; UTP biosynthetic process; CTP biosynthetic process
Molecular function (GO): nucleoside diphosphate kinase activity
Source: RefSeq, a predicted model, not a curated record